CGGACGCCGGACGUUUGACGACGCCAAAUAAGCGUGUCAGUCUAGUGUGGCGUCGAAGUAGAGCAUCUCGGUGGCGCUGUGCGUGCAAUCGCGGUAUGUAAAUACGAAUUGAAAGUUCGCUCGUCUUCUACAUUAAAGCUGUGCUAUUUAUACAUCGUUCAGCAUGUGCUUCAUUAUCGAAAUUGCUGUCAAUUUUAAUUAAUUUUAUAGCCCUCACUGAGGGCUGCAGUAUGAACUUCGGGAAUCUUCUAGUAAUCGUUUUUGGUCCGUGCAACCUGCAGAAAGAGGGGGAUGUGCAUGGCAAGGCCCCAUUAGUGCGACCGCCACCGCGAUGAGUACAGUGGGGGCGGGCGUUGCGAGCCCUGGACAAGCGGCCGCGGCUCGGACGCCGACGGCCCCCAAACGACCCGUCCGUCGUGGCGGCAAAGCGCCCCCCGAUCGUCCGCAACGUGCCCUUUUUUGUCUCAAUUUGAAGAACCCUAUUAGAAAAAUAUGCAUUGACGUUGUAGAAUGGAAACCUUUCGAAUGGUUGAUUUUACUUACUAUCUUUGCAAAUUGUGUUGCCUUAGCUGUUUAUACACCUUUUCCAAACACAGAUUCAAAUACGACAAAUGCAAUUUUGGAAAAAGUUGAGUACGUCUUUUUAGUUAUUUUCACCACAGAAUGCGUCAUGAAAAUUCUAGCUUAUGGGUUUCUUAUGCAUCCAGGGGCGUAUUUACGGAAUGGUUGGAAUUUACUUGAUUUUACAAUUGUUGUUAUAGGGUUAAUUACUACUGUACUGCAAAAUCUGAGUAAAGAAACAUUCGAUGUGAAAGCUCUGAGAGCUUUUAGAGUUCUUCGACCUUUAAGACUCGUUUCUGGUGUACCAAGUUUACAAGUUGUGUUAAAUUCGAUUCUUCGUGCCAUGGUGCCUUUACUGCAUAUAGCUCUGUUAGUACUAUUUGUUAUUAUAAUUUAUGCAAUUAUUGGAUUAGAAUUAUUCUCAGGAAAAUUGCAUAGUACUUGUUAUGAUAAUAGUACAGGUAAAGAGAUGGAUGAACCUCACCCGUGUGGAGUAGACGAGGGUGUGGGGUUUGAUUGUAGCCAACUCAAUAUGGUGUGUAAAGAAGGUUGGACAGGUCCAAAUGACGGUAUUACAAAUUUUGAUAAUUUUGGUCUCUCCAUGUUAACUGUGUUCCAAUGCAUUACCCUAGAGGGUUGGACUGACGUGCUUUACAAUAUACAAGAUUCUUUGGGAAGAACAUGGCAAUGGAUUUAUUUCGUAUCGAUGGUAAUUCUAGGUGCAUUUUUCGUAAUGAAUCUAAUUCUCGGAGUGUUAAGUGGUGAGUUUUCCAAGGAAAGAGAAAAGGCCAAGGCGAGAGGCGAUUUUCACAAGCUCAGAGAAAAACAACAACUCGAAGAAGAUCUGAGAGGAUAUUUGGAUUGGAUAACGCAAGCGGAAGACAUUGAACCAGAAGGUGAAGACCAUCAAAACCAAGAUAGAAAUAUAACGCAAAAUGAAAUGGAAUCCACCGAUCAUAUAGGGGAAGAAGAAGUGCAACAGGACUCUUGGUUUAAAAGAAAGAAGAAGGAUUUCGACCGAGUUAAUCGUCGGAUGCGAAGAUCUUGCAGGAAAGCUGUUAAAUCUCAAUCUUUUUACUGGCUCAUCAUUGUUUUAGUAUUUUUGAAUACUGGAGUUUUAGCGACGGAACAUUACAGGCAACCGCAGUGGUUGGAUGAGUUUCAAGAAUAUACAAAUAUGUUUUUUAUUGCUCUGUUUACGAUGGAAAUGUUGUUAAAGAUGUAUAGUCUAGGUUUUCAAGGAUACUUCGUAUCAUUAUUUAAUAGAUUCGAUUGUUUUGUUGUGAUUGGUAGUAUUAUGGAGAUGAUUUUGACUAAUUCUCAUGUGAUGCCUCCUUUGGGAAUAUCUGUGUUACGUUGUGUUAGAUUAUUAAGAGUAUUUAAAGUAACCAAGUACUGGCGAUCUUUAUCAAAUUUAGUUGCGUCGUUAUUAAAUUCUAUUCAGUCUAUUGCAUCUCUACUGCUUUUACUGUUUCUGUUUAUUGUUAUUUUUUCUCUCCUGGGAAUGCAAGUUUUUGGUGGAAGAUUCAAUAAAGAUACCGAAGAAAAAACCAGAUACAAUUUCGAUAGCUUUUGGCAAAGUUUGCUGACUGUGUUUCAGAUAUUAACGGGAGAGGAUUGGAAUGCAGUUAUGUACGAGGGAAUACAGGCGUAUGGAGGUGUUGAGUCACCAGGUGUUCUAUCAUGUAUUUACUUUAUAAUUCUCUUCAUUUGUGGUAACUAUAUACUGCUGAACGUGUUCUUGGCCAUCGCUGUAGAUAAUUUAGCUGAUGCUGAAUCACUUACUGCUAUUGAAAAGGAGGAAGAAGAAGGCGACAGGAAAUCGAAAAGUCCUUCACCGCAAGAAGAAGCAGAAGAGGAACACAGUGUUGAAGAGGAGGAGACUGAUGAUGGACAGUAUUCUGGAAGAUCGGAACAUGAUGAAGAAGUGGAGUCUCGAACCAAAAUUCAAGAAGAAGAAGAAGCGGAAUUCGAGGAAGACCAAAAUGAAGAGGAAGAUCUAGAUAUUGACGUUGACGACGAUGAAGCAGAAGUUGUAACUAAAGAGACAGCAAGACCUCGUCGUUUGUCCGAGGUCACAAUUGUUAAGAAAAUACGCCCUAUUCCCAAAGGCAGUGCCUUCUUUAUAUUUUCACAUAAAAACAGGUUUCGUGUAUUUUGUCAUUGGCUAUGCAACCAUAGUUACUUUAGUAAUAUGAUUUUGGUAUGCAUUAUGGUAUCUUCGGCAUUAUUAGCAGUUGAGGACCCAAUAGAUAGUGAAUCUGAAACCAAUAAGGUGUUGUCAACGUUUGACGUGUUUUUUACAAUAAUCUUUUCAAUUGAACUGAUGCUCAAAACCAUUGCUUAUGGAUGCAUCUUACACGACGGUGCCUUUUUACGUUCGGCCUUUAAUAUGUUGGAUUUACUAGUGGUUUGUGUGUCAUUAGUAUCUAUAUAUAAUAGUCAAGGUGCGAUGAACGUGGUUAAGAUUUUAAGAGUACUGAGAGUUCUGCGACCUUUAAGAGCAAUUAAUAGAGCCAAAGGAUUGAAGCAUGUAGUCCAGUGCGUGAUAGUUGCGGUAAAAACCAUAGGCAACAUAGUGCUGGUGACUUGCCUGCUUCAGUUCAUGUUCGCGGUAAUAGGAGUGCAACUUUUUAAGGGCAAGUUAUCGCACUGCACUGACAGAUCCAAGAUGACCGCAGAAGACUGCAAUGGUACGUAUUUGGUGUAUGAAAACGGAGAUAUAAAUCGACCAUCAAUGAAAGAGAGGAGGUGGGAUCCAAACAGAUUUCAUUUCGAUAACGUUCUAAAAGCGAUGUUGACUCUCUUCACCGUAUCAACGUUCGAGGGAUGGCCAGCUCUACUCUACGUUUCAAUAGACUCAAACGAGGAAAAUAAAGGACCAAUUCAUAAUUCCCGGCCCAUAGUUGCAGCAUACUACAUAGUAUAUAUUAUAAUAAUUGCUUUUUUUAUGGUUAACAUAUUCGUUGGUUUCGUUAUCGUUACAUUCCAGAACGAAGGGGAGCAGGAGUAUAAAAAUUGCGAACUUGAUAAAAACCAACGUAACUGUAUAGAAUUCGCGUUGAAAGCCAAACCGAUCAGACGAUAUAUUCCGAAGCAUCGCAUCCAAUAUAAAGUUUGGUGGUUUGUUACGUCGAGACCUUUUGAAUAUGCAAUUUUUACUCUUAUUCUAACAAAUACCAUAACACUCGGCAUGAAAUUUUAUCACAAACCAGAAGAGUACCUUACAUACGAGAAAGUUCUAGACUAUCUGAAUAUGAUAUUCACUGCUGUGUUUGCUAUGGAAUUUGUUUUCAAACUAGCUGCAUUCCGAGUAAAGAAUUAUUUUGGAGAUGCUUGGAACGUCUUUGAUUUUAUAAUAGUCUUGGGAAGUUUUGUCGAUAUAGUAUACCAAGAUGUUAACCCUGGUUUAAAGUUCCAACUGUCUGGUAAUUUUUUUCGUCUUUUUCGUGUCAUGAGACUUAUCAAGUUGUUGAAUAGAGGAGAAGGUAUUAGAACUUUGUUAUGGACAUUCCUAAAAUCAUUUCAAGCUUUACCAUACGUAGCACUCUUGAUUGUAAUGCUGUUCUUCAUCUAUGCUGUAAUUGGAAUGCAGAUGUUUGGAAAAAUCGAAAGCAAUGAUCUGGGCUCGUCAUCGUCGAUAACCAGAAACAAUAACUUUGGAACCUUUUUCCAAGCGGUUUUGGUUUUAUUUCGAUCUGCCACAGGAGAAUCUUGGCAAGAAAUAAUGAUGGAUUGUGCCGAUACUCCAGCUGCCAAAUGUCACAGUAACGUUAAAAAAGUCGCUAACAAUUGUGGUUCGGUUGUAGCUUAUCCAUUCUUCAUAUCAUUUUAUGUACUGUGCUCAUUUUUGAUUAUUAACCUCUUUGUAGCUGUUAUUAUGGAUAAUUUCGAUUACCUAACGAGAGAUUGGUCAAUUUUAGGACCGCACCAUUUAGACGAGUUCAUUAGGUUAUGGAGCGAAUACGAUCCUGACGCAAAAGGCCGGAUAAAACAUUUGGACGUCGUUACUCUCCUUCGAAAAAUUUCACCUCCUUUAGGUUUCGGUAAAUUGUGUCCUCAUCGUGUAGCUUGUAAACGUCUGGUUUCGAUGAAUAUGCCUCUAAACAGUGAUGGAACUGUCCUCUUCAAUGCCACUUUAUUUGCUGUAGUUCGAACAUCUUUGAGAAUUAAAACUGACGGUCCAAACAUUGAUGAUUGCAAUGCAGAGCUGCGAGCUGUAAUUAAAAAGAUUUGGAAAAGAACUAGUCCGAAAUUGUUAGAUCAAGUGGUACCUCCACCAGGAGUCGACGAUGAAGUCACCGUUGGUAAAUUUUACGCCACGUUCCUUAUACAGGAUUAUUUUAGACGUUUUAAAAAGCGGAAAGAACAAGAAAUGAAAGAAGGUGAUAAAGAAAUCCAUAACACUGUUACUCUUCAAGCCGGAUUACGUACUCUGCACGAAGCUGGUCCAGAAUUAAAGCGUGCCAUUUCUGGAAAUUUAGAUGAACUUGUUGAUGACAAUCCAGAACCUAUGCAUCGGAGAAAUCAUUCCCUCUUUGGUAGCGUAUGGUCAUCGAUGAAACGCGGUCAUACGUUCAAUCGGGCAAAAUCCUUGAAAUUAAACUCGACCCAAAUAAAAAUAACUCCGGCUUCCAGUGUCGAUUAUCUUCCAUACAAUUCGAUUAAAAAUGCUGUUACCGAAGGAAUGAAUCACAUAACAUCGUUGACCAAAAACAGAGUCAGCGUUACUUCUUUAAAUAAUCAAGAAUAUUAUAAAGACGAAGAAAUACCGCUGAGGUCUCUUAACAAUUUGCAUAAUGGAGAUGAUAAGAAUACGUAUACAGUAAUCGAUCUGCAGGGUGACAAGACAGCGGAGUUGAUGCCACCAACCCCACCGCCGCGCCGCGUCCGUUUGGGACUGGGGGGCGGUUGCAUGUCAGCCACAGCCACACCUACAUCCACCCCCACACCCUCUACAGCGCCUGUGCCUACAGUGCCCGUGGCUGCGCAACAAGCACCGAGCUUUAAUCGCAUUGCAAGCGGGCUGAAACUUGCGCAAGCGCAAGCUAUGGCAGUCGCAGGCUUUUUGCCUGAGCCAGAGCCUUCGCUUGGUUUUGGUGAUUCGUCCCUUCCUCUCGGUAGACUUCACCCGUCAGUCUCUGACUCUGAAGGAUAUAGCCGGCAUGCUCAUUGUGCUGUCCUGAAUUACAGGGCUUCCUUCCACGGCAGAGGUGGAGCCAGAGAGGGAAGCGGUGAUGCGGUCAAUGGACAUGUGGGAACAGAGCGACUAAGCCAUUCACUGCCAGGCAGUCCGGCAGACCGCAGAACUACCUCUUUCGAAGUGGUCGGUUCUGCGGAAAGUCUGGUAGGCCGUAUCCUAGCCGAACAAGGCUUGGGUAAGUACUGUGAUCCGGACUUCGUACGCUACACCUCAAAAGAGAUGCAAGAAGCAUUGGACAUGACUCAGGAGGAAAUGGAUCGUGCGGCUCACCAGAUCCUUCAGCAAGAGAAACUUAUACAUCAUCCUUUGCACCAGCCGCAACCGCACUCAUAGCAACUCCCAACUCAUAUACUUUGAGUGUCCAAAUACCUCCGCCACACUACCAAGUGCCUAAAUUAAUUUCUUCUGGUCCAAGGAAGACUUUAUAUAUUAAUAAGGUGUAGUUUUUUAACCCGGAUUAUUUUAUUCAUGGAAGGAUUGUUUCUCCAAUGGCAACAAAAUACUACAUGUACAGGGUGUGAACUAUGAAAUGAACUGUCAUUAUAAUUUACCAUUUUCUAAUAUCAAAUGUGUCAAAAUAUGAAUAACAAUAAAUAUUACUUUUCAUUU
Psylliodes chrysocephalus is the source of this 6373-nucleotide messenger RNA. Lineage: Eukaryota; Metazoa; Arthropoda; Insecta; Coleoptera; Chrysomelidae. The record is from the annotation of a GenBank genome assembly.